Bombina bombina (fire-bellied toad) is the source of this 2377-nucleotide messenger RNA. Its product is annotated as gastrula zinc finger protein XlCGF26.1-like. Gene Ontology annotation, molecular function: RNA polymerase II cis-regulatory region sequence-specific DNA binding; DNA-binding transcription factor activity, RNA polymerase II-specific. Gene Ontology annotation, biological process: regulation of transcription by RNA polymerase II. The transcript has 8 exons. Lineage: Eukaryota; Metazoa; Chordata; Amphibia; Anura; Bombinatoridae. The record is from RefSeq and is a predicted model, not a curated record. Bases 170 to 1702 code for a protein of 510 amino acids.
UAUCAGGAAACAUAAGGGGUGGAGUUAUCGUCUCAGUCAGCACCUACUUGCGUAUGUAUAGUGCGGGUCCUGUUACUGUGAAGAUCACGUACAAUACAGAUCACUGCGUUUGUCAGUAAGGGAGAAACAUUAUAAGAAUAUCUGACAAAUUCAGUUGCUGAACAAGACAAUGUCUGACAAGGCCGAAAACCAAACCUCAGACCUUCCUGAUGCACACGGAGACUGUACGGACGUGACACGUUCAGAUGGCUCAGCAGUUGAGCACGGAGGAGAACCGUAUGUGGGGGAUCAGGUGAAGACUGAGCAGGAUGAAGUUCCUAUAAAUACGGCUACAGGCCGUACUGAUGUGACGCCUACAGAUGGCUCAGCAGUUGAACACAGAGGAAAAUCGUAUGUGAGCGAUCAGGUGAAGACUGAGGAGGAUGAAGUAGCUAUAAAUACAUCUACAGGGCGUCUAGAGGAAAACCCGGGCACUGGGCUAUUAAAUGUGAAGGAAGAGGAUGAGACAGAUGACAUGAAUAGUCAUCGGACUGAAAUUCAUUGGUCCCUCCCUGCCGAUGAAGAUAAUGCUGAUAUAGUGAAAGUGGAGAUAACAGAAGAUCUGUUUCUGAGUCGUCAACUGGAAGCCCCGGAUGAGGAAACCAGUGACAAUAUCAGCCAAGGCCGUAUGGAUGUGACGCCUAUAAAUGGCUCAUCGGUUGAGCACGGAGGAGAACCGUAUGCGUGUGAUCAGGUGAAGACUGAGGAGGAUGAAGUUCCUAUAAAUACGGCUACAGGUGAAUUCAUAAACUGCAGUAAUCCUGGUCGUGAUCAGACUGCAAAUGCUUCUCUCAGUCUUCUCCAAAAUCAAAAGGAUCAUGUAGAAAAUGUAUGUUCUGAACGUGGGAAAUGUUUCACGGAGAAAUCAGAACUUUUUGACUAUCAGAAAAUGUAUACAGGAGAGAAAGCAUUUUCUUGUUCUGACUGUGAGAAAUGUUUUACUCGGAAAUCAGAUCUUAUUACUCAUCAGAAAACUCACACAGGAGAGAAAGCAUUUCCUUGUUCUGACUGUGGGAAAUGUUUUACUCGAAAAUCAGUUCUUAUUAGGCAUCAAGAAAUUCACAAAGGAGAAAAAGCAUUUUCAUGUUCUGACUGUGGGAAAUGUUUUACUUGGAAAUCAAAUCUUAUUACGCAUCUCAAAAUUCACACAGGAGAAAAAUCAUUUUCAUGUUCUGACUGUGGGAAAUGUUUUACUCGGAAAUCAAAUCUUAUUACGCAUCACAAAAUUCACACAGGAGAAAAAGUAUUUUCAUGUUCUGACUGCGGGAAAUGUUUUACUCAUAAAUCAGAUUUUAUUACGCAUCAGAAAAUUCACACAGGAGAAAAAGCAUUUUCAUGUUCUGACUGUGGAAAAUGUUUCACUCAGAAAUCAGUUCUUAUUAGGCAUCAAAAAAUUCACAAAGGAUUUUUAAAAGCAUUUUCAUGUUCUGACUGUGGGAAAUGUUUUACAUGGAAAUCAGAUCUUAUUAGCCAUCACAAAAUUCACACGGGAGAAAAAGCAUUUUCAUGUUCUGAUUGUGGGAAAUGCUUUAUGCGGAAAUCAAUUUUAAUUAGGCAUCAAAAAAUUCACACAGGAGAAAUAAAAACAUAUGUAUGUUCUGACUGUGGGCAACAUUUUACUCAGAAAUCAAGUCUUAUUAAUCAUCUGAAAAUUCAUAAAUGAGAGAACGCAUUUUCAUGUUCUGACUGUAGAAAAAGUUUUACUUGGAAAUCAGAUCUUAUUAAGCAUCACCAAUUUCACACAGACUAAAAAGCAUUUUCAUGUUCUGACUGUGGGAAAUGUUUUAUUCUGAAAUCACAUCUUAUUAGGCAUCAGAAAAUUCACAAAGGAGAAAAAUGAUUUUAUGUUCUGAAUGUAAUAAAUGUUUUGCUUGGAAUUCAAACCUGAAAAUUCAUAUUAAAGGAAAUCAGAAAAAUCAGAGCUUAACCUCUUAAGUGCAGAGGGACGUAGUCAUCAUCUGCACAAUGUCUAAAGUGAUGGUAAUGACUACAUGUGGUCCUCUGGUGGUGUAGCUUUUGGAGCUGUUUGAGGAUCCCUUUGCAUCUCAAGUGGUUACAAAGUGGCCCAAUGUGUAUGUCAUCCCCAGGGGUAUCUGGUGUCCCUAUAUAGGUUUGAAUAGCAAAGUGGUCACCUUUUAUAUAUAUAUAUAUAUUUAUUAUUAUUUUGAUUUUCAAUUAUUUAUUUUUUAGAAAAAAACACUGAAUUAAUAUUUUAGAAAGAUCACCAAAUAGAAUUAUAGAUCCACAAAAGUUUGGACAAUACAGGUCAGAAAUAAUUCACAUUGUAUUGUUUACAACUAUGUUUAUUAACAUUUUAAUAAAGAUAUGCAUUUGUUCA